GAAGGAACGUAGUCAUCAUCUUCAGUAGAGCUACUGCUAUGAUCACUGUCCACACCAGCCAUUGCCCUCGGCCGCUCUCUAAAAGUACGAUACCAUCAAAAUGAGUGACGGGUUUCCAUCAUUCCAAAGUGUUAUCAGCUUGAAGUCAAAUCCACUUGAUGAUUGGAUAGCAAUGUGGUAUCAGAUUUUCUUGUGGUACCUCUUCUCAUCAUCACUCAUACAUGCCUUAGCUGCUAUCACUGCAUUCUGUGCGUUACGCAAACAUAAGAUUGGCCGUCUCUAUUCCCUCUGGAUCAUGCUAAUGGGUUUACUUGGACCAAUCACUGGUGGUAUUGCAAGCAGUGCAAUUAUAGCAGGACUAUUCUACACAGCCAAGAUAUCAAUGUAUCCUCUAUGGGCUCUAGUCUGUGGAACUGGUCAAACAUUUGUUGUAGCCCUUGUCUCUUUCUCAAGAAUCUUGGGUACAUUAUGAUGUAACUCUGAUCAUGUAUUACUCACUGGACAAAUACAAGGGAAUUGUAAAAGACAUAUAUGGCUUCAGAAGUUGGAUCUGGAACAGAUAUGCCAUGUCUCUUUCUCCUGCAUUUUGAAAUUUGAAUACCACAUUGUACAUUCAGAGAUAUAGGAGAAUUUAACAUGAAUAUGAGGAUUGCGAAGUGAAUGUGCAUUAUGUCUGCUGUGCAAACCCUUCACUUGAUUUAAGUGGUCUGAAUAUGCAGCCUACAAUAAUUUGUGUGUAAAGAAGGAAAUUGAAACAGCAAGUAUUAUAUGUGCUAGUCUUGUAUGAAGACCCACUUGUUCUUCAAAGUUUCAGUCAGGGACUGUGCAUGUAGACUUCUACAAGUUUGGUCAUUGUGAAGUGCCUCUGAUGGAAACUGCUCUGGAUUCAUCUGUAGAAAUCAUGAUGAAUAUGAUGUGGUCAAAACCUAAUAGUUAUUCUCUGUCAUCCUGGAUAAUUAUAAUACUGUGAAAGCAAUUACACAGAAGAAGUUAGAUAUGAUGUCAAAAGUCAUUAAAGCAACCUUAUUUUUUUCUUCUUUGUCUGGGGUACCUUUUGAUUUUAAGCUCUGUACUGGCUCUGUCAUUUGUACCAAUAUUAUUCAAAUUUAUUUUAAAUUAAUUAAUGCAAAGUCAGUAUUUAGCUGUAAAUCUUUAAAUAUAGCCACAAAACUGCUAGAUUUUGGUCUUGACACUAUUCUUAGGAUUAUUAUUAUUUGUGUGUUAAAUAGAUGGCAAUAUCAGAUUUUUUUUCUUUUACAUUAAAUUGUUUAAAUUUUGUAUGUACCGGUAUAUUUUUUAUUUUAUUUAUGUAAUUGUUUUUACUUUUUAUGGAAAUUGUCGGCAACACUAUUUCAGUCAUAAAUAGCAUGAAAUAUAUGGCUCGUAGUCAGGAAAAAAAAUAAUGCUACAUUUAUGAAUUUUGGCCACAUUGAGAAUUUGCAUUGGACUUGUACAUGAAAGUUUUUGAGCAAUAUUGGAUCUGACCAAGGGGUUCCUUGAUCUGACAUACAAAGUGUUUCAUCACUUUGGAACCACAUCCCCCCACAACGCGAAUUUGGUCUUAAAAUUUGAGACUUUAAGGGAAAAAGUCAUGACAUGUCUCAGCGCGAGUUUUUUCUUGUUACAGAUUUAUCAU
Messenger RNA from Lytechinus variegatus (green sea urchin), 1636 nucleotides. Its product is annotated as transmembrane protein 170A-like. Bases 101 to 472 code for a protein of 123 amino acids. NCBI's taxonomy places the organism in Eukaryota, Metazoa, Echinodermata, Echinoidea, Temnopleuroida, Toxopneustidae. The record is from RefSeq and is a predicted model, not a curated record. The transcript has 4 exons.